AUGACUGGUACGCGUGAACCGGAUAACCAUGACGAUGGCAGACAAGCUAAACGGCCCCGGUUACAAACAGGGCGAGGGCGUGCUUCAAGUUCAGGCCGAGGCCGCGGCCGGCGUGCCCGAGUUCCAACUGAUCCUCCGCCAGCAGAAAAUCAACAGGGAGAGCAUACAAUUCCUAUGCAGACACAAAGUAAUGACACGAGCAAUACCCCAGCGCCAGCUGUGCCGGACUCUACGUCUGUAGACUUAAGACGCUACAAAACUUGGAGAGGAGCGGGAAGUCCACACGACAACAUUUGCUUUGAAUGCUAUCAGCCACUUGAUCUGGUACCCUGUGGCACAUGUAAAAGGUCGUACCAUGUUUCUUGCAAACCAAAGGACAGUUUCUUGCGUGAAGACAAUGCGCAUCUAUGGUAUUGCCCUGUUUGUGUGGAUCGUGGUUGGCAUUUGGCUCCUCCUACGAUAACACCACCAGAUUCGCCCUGUAUGGGGACGCCGAAAUUUACUGCAAUCAAUCCUGCGUCUCGUGCUCCAGUAAGGGUAAAUAGCGAAGCAGUGCACCAUGAAGACACGGCAAACGGAACCCAACGAACCACAGCACCAAGAGAAUCAGCUGCGCCUUUUGCACCGCGAAAAUCUCGAUUUAAUACCCUACCCGAAGAAGUAGACUCUGCGUUAUGGGUUGUGUAUCGCGAAUUGGAGAGUGUACCAUUGCUCCGACAGAAUAUCUCCGACCUUCAAUUCCAAAUAUCUUCUCUACGGCAAGAACUGAGUAUACGGCAGAAUGAAUUAGCUUUGACCAAAAGAGUCGUCGAAAAGGGGCGUGCUGCGGAGAUCGAGCUGCAAAAGUAUUGGGAAGAAGCUGCAAACCGACAGGCUAGUACCGAUGAUACUGAGGCUUUGAAGGCGAAGAAUCGAGAACUGGAAUCGGAAUUGAAUAAUACACGAAACGAGCUGGAACGCGCCAACAAGACACUGCAGGGCUGGAAGCGGAAAUUGUCGAAUCUGAUUGAUGAUUGA
Aspergillus glaucus CBS 516.65 is the source of this 1017-nucleotide messenger RNA. RefSeq lists its product as uncharacterized. NCBI's taxonomy places the organism in Eukaryota, Fungi, Ascomycota, Eurotiomycetes, Eurotiales, Aspergillaceae. The record is from RefSeq and is a predicted model, not a curated record. The transcript is spliced from 2 exons. The coding region runs from base 1 to 1017 and encodes 338 amino acids.